AUGUUACAUCCCAUGUUACUUUCUACACAUCUCUUUGCUUUUGGUUUAGUCUCUCAGUCCGAACCAAUACGACAGAAACUAUACAGAAUGUUUGCAGGUAUGGAUUGGUUUUCAUGGCUUUCAAAAACAAGCCUUGAACCAUCUCUUGUAUACGAGUAUGGAGUUAUCUUAGCUCACAACGAGCUUGAAGAAGAAGACAUGUUUUACUUCAACCAUGAGUUUCUGCAAAGCAUGGGAAUCUGUAUAGCCAAACAUAGACUAGAAAUUCUUAAGCUUGCUAAAAAAGACAAGAGAAAGUUCCCACACACAGUUGCAAAGUUUGUGGCUGCAAUCAAAAAGUAUGUUAGGAGUUUGACUCAUACUGAAGAAUCAGCACUUGUGGUGGUGCCAACAACAAGGUCUAGUGGUGGAUUUGGGAGAAGAUGGAAGAGUGUUAUUAUGAAGAGGAACAAAAAGUUUGUGGUGGCUAAACAAGAGAAACUUUUUCUGACAAACGGUAUAGUUCCUGUUCCUGAUUUGUCUGGUGAUCUUGGUGGUUUUGCUAGUCCUGUUGUGCAUCAUUGCCAAAAGGAGCAAAGGGUCGAUGGCGGUGGCGAUGGUGGUGGUGUUGGUGGUGAUGGAUAUUGGUCUGCAGCUGUUGAAGAGAUUAAGUGGGAUACCAUGUUUAAGGAUCUAAAGCCAAACUAA
This is a messenger RNA of Vicia faba (fava bean), 687 nucleotides long. The record is from the annotation of a GenBank genome assembly. Lineage: Eukaryota; Viridiplantae; Streptophyta; Magnoliopsida; Fabales; Fabaceae.